UGAAAAUGAGUAAAUCCCCCAACGCAUCUCACAGAACGGAGAACGAACGAAAGAAAGAGAAAAAGUGUGCGGAAGAGAGAGAUAAAAAUGGUCGUCGAAGAAACCCAAAAACCAACCCAAACAGAGGAGCAAAACCCUAGCAGGGUGGCCAACGACGACGACGACGAUCUCGAGGAGGGAGAGAUCCUCGACGGUGACGACGACGGCGCCGCCGCCAAUUCGAAGCCUCCGUCCGCCCUCCUCCGCAACCCCCACCCUCUGGAGAAUUCGUGGACCUUCUGGUUCGACAACCCUUCCGCCAAGUCCAAACAAGCCGCAUGGGGAAGCUCCAUGCGACCCAUCUACACUUUCGCAUCCGUCGAGGAGUUUUGGAGCAUUUAUAAUAACAUUCACCACCCUAGUAAGUUGGGUGGGGGUGCGGACUUCCAUUGCUUCAAGCAUAAGAUUGAGCCAAAGUGGGAGGACCCUAUUUGUGCUAAUGGUGGCAAAUGGACUAUGACCUUCCAAAGGGGGAAAUCUGACACCAGUUGGUUGUAUACGUUGUUGGCGAUGAUUGGAGAACAGUUUGAUCACGGAGAUGAAAUUUGCGGAGCCGUUGUGAAUGUCAGAAAUAGGCAGGAUAAAAUUGCUCUUUGGACUAAGAAUGCUUCCAAUGAAGCUGCUCAGGUGAGCAUUGGAAAACAGUGGAAGGAGUUUCUUGAUUACAAUGAUUCAAUUGGCUUUAUAUUUCAUGAGGAUGCAAAGAAGCUUGACAGAGCUGCUAAAAGUAAAUACGUCAUAUGAAGUGUAAAUGAAGGAUGCGUCGCAUGAAGUGGCAUUUAGAUGCCUAGUUUUUCCUCCUACAUGCAGCUGGGCUGAAUUCUAAGCCUUUUGGUCUCUCAUAUUUGUAGUACUUUCGUAUUUGUUGUGUACGGAGAAUAUUUCAUACUAAAAAGGUGUUUCAUCAAUAAUAGUGAUUUAGCUUAUUGACCGCUACCAAA
Molecule: messenger RNA, 980 nt
Organism: Cajanus cajan (pigeon pea)
Lineage: Eukaryota; Viridiplantae; Streptophyta; Magnoliopsida; Fabales; Fabaceae
Product: eukaryotic translation initiation factor 4E-1
Biological process (GO): translational initiation
Cellular component (GO): eukaryotic translation initiation factor 4F complex; cytoplasm
Molecular function (GO): RNA 7-methylguanosine cap binding; translation initiation factor activity
Source: RefSeq, a predicted model, not a curated record